AUGUCGAGUAUGUCGGUGAGAGACCCGGCCAUGGAUCGAUCGCUGCGUUCAGUGUUCGUGGGGAACAUUCCUUAUGAGGCCACCGAGGAGCAGUUAAAGGACAUUUUUUCGGAGGUUGGUUCCGUUGUCAGUUUCCGGCUCGUAUACGAUAGAGAGACGGGGAAACCCAAGGGUUAUGGCUUCUGCGAGUACCAAGACCAGGAGACCGCGCUCAGUGCCAUGCGGAACCUGAAUGGGCGGGAGUUCAGCGGCCGGGCGCUGCGGGUGGACAAUGCUGCCAGUGAAAAGGACAAGGAGGAGUUGAAGAGCUUGGGGCCCGUGGCGCCCAUCAUUGACUCACCCUAUGGGGACCCUAUCGAGCCGGAGGACGCCCCUGAGUCAAUUACCCGAGCAGUCGCUAGUCUCCCCCCGGAGCAGAUGUUGGAGCUGAUGAAGCAGAUGAAGCUCUGUGUCCAAAACAGCCCCCAGGAAGCGCGAACAAUGUUACUUCAGAACCCGCAACUGGCUUAUGCGCUGUUGCAGGUGCAAGUAGUGAUGAAAAUCAUAGACCCAGAGACUGCUCUGAAAAUUCUCCAUCGCAAGAUACACGUUACACCGCUGAUCGCAGGCAAAUCUCAGCGUGUGUCUGGUCCUGUCGCUGGCCUCGUCGGCCGGGCGCUGCGGGUGGACAAUGCUGCCAGUGAAAAGGACAAGGAGGAGUUGAAGAGCUUGGGGCCCGGAGCAGGCAUGCAAGGACCAGGUAUGCAGGGAGCAGGCAUGCAAGGACCAGGUAUGCAGGGAGCAGGCAUGCAAGGACCAGGUAUGCAGGGAGCAGGCAUGCAAGGACCAGGUAUGCAGGGAGCAGGCAUGCAAGGACCAGGUAUGCAGGGAGCAGGCAUGCAAGGACCAGGUAUGCAGGGAGCAGGCAUGCAAGGACCAGGUAUGCAGGGAGCAGGCAUGCAAGGACCAGGUAUGCAGGGAGCAGGCAUGCAAGGACCAGGUAUGCAGGGAGCAGGCAUGCAAGGACCAGGUAUGCAGGGAGCAGGCAUGCAAGGACCAGGUAUGCAGGGAGCAGGCAUGCAAGGACCAGGUAUGCAGGGAGCAGGCAUGCAAGGACCAGGUAUGCAGGGAGCAGGCAUGCAAGGACCAGGUAUGCAGGGAGCAGGCAUGCAAGGACCAGGUAUGCAGGGAGCAGGCAUGCAAGGACCAGGUAUGCAGGGAGCAGGCAUGCAAGGACCAGGUAUGCAGGGAGCAGGCAUGCAAGGACCAGGUAUGCAGGGAGCAGGCAUGCAAGGACCAGGUAUGCAGGGAGCAGGCAUGCAAGGACCAGGUAUGCAGGGAGCAGGCAUGCAAGGACCAGGUAUGCAGGGAGGAGGCAUGCAAGGGGCAGGCAUGCAGGGAACAGGCGUACAGGGGGCAAGCAAGCAAAGUGGAGGCCAGCCUAGCAGUUUUAGUCCAGGGCAGAGCCAAGUAACUCCACAGGAUCAAGAAAAGGCAGCUUUGAUCAUGCAGGUUCUUCAACUGACUGCAGAUCAAAUUGCCAUGCUGCCUCCUGAGCAAAGGCAGAGUAUCCUGAUUUUAAAGGAACAAAUCCAGAAGUCUACUGGAGGUUCUUGAAAUACUUCAUAGUAAUCCCAGAAAGUUUUUUUUUCUUUUUCUUUUUUUUUCUUCUUUUUCUUCUUAGCAUGGAGAAUGGGUGCAAAAAGCUGACUACUGCAUCCCCACAGUUGAAUGAUUAGGGCAGAACCUAAUCUCUUUUGUUGUUCUUGUCUUCCCUGCCCCCUCCGUUUUCCUUUUUAUUUUUAAUCGGGAGGGGGAGGCAUGGGUCUGUUCACUUUAAUUCACUGUAAAUAUACAAAAAUAACUCUGAAAGGGAUACUAUACCAAAUAAAAUUACAAAUAAUAUGCAGCAAUACUAAAAGUGUGUACAAUAUGUUAACUUCUUUUAAAAACAAUAUUAAAUAAAACAAUGUGAAAUCUUUACA
Molecule: messenger RNA, 1964 nt
Organism: Myotis brandtii (Brandt's bat)
Lineage: Eukaryota; Metazoa; Chordata; Mammalia; Chiroptera; Vespertilionidae
Product: cleavage stimulation factor subunit 2 tau variant-like
Exons: 2
Coding region: 1-1596 (531 amino acids)
Biological process (GO): mRNA 3'-end processing
Cellular component (GO): mRNA cleavage and polyadenylation specificity factor complex
Molecular function (GO): mRNA binding
Source: RefSeq, a predicted model, not a curated record